GUUGUGAGUCACAACUAUGAGCGUCCACCGUUCAAUGUUUUACGAGUGUUCAGACGCUAGUCGCGUUAUCACUUAUCACUGAUUGGAGCGAACAUUUAAAAAUUUCGAUUUUCAGCGUUUUUCGUCCGAGCGAGGUCAAAGAACGCUGACUGAAUCAUAAAGAAACAUUUCACAAUAUUUAUUUGAUCUGCUGAAAUAACUCUACUUUCAUUUCUCAUCGUCAGUCGGAAAACACAGUCGUCUUGAAUAUUAUUUACCGCAAAUUUACAUUAUUCAUUUUUAGUCGCAUUCGACGUCGAUUUUUUUGAAUUUUGUUUUGUGCUUCGUUUUACAGUUAAAUUCUUGUAGAUAUGGCGAUGGCCAGUCAAACUAUUCAGAGCGAUACUGCCGACUUGUACAGUCGUGUGAAAUCUUCAACAGACAAGUUUUUUGCUACUCUGCGCGAAGCCAAAAGUUUUGAGACCCAAGGCAAAACAAAUCUGGCUUUGUUGGAGUAUGAACAGUGUCUCAAUAUUAUUGAUGAUGUCUUCUCAGUUCCACUGACACGUCCGACCGACCUAAGUCUUGAGUGGACGGAGGUUGAAAACAUACUACAGUAUUUAAAAACGGAAAAAAAAGAAAUUUUAGACCGUAUUCUUCAGUUGCAAAGGGAUAGUGGUUCGAAUAUGGCAGUAGAUUGUAGACCUGUUCAAAGUCCGCCAUCGUAUCAGGAAGCUACACGUUCUGACGAAGAACAAUCAUGUGCUUCUGAAACAUUAGAACCUCCAGUUUCAUACAACCAGUUAUCAGCAAUGCUUAAUGAUUUACGUAUCGACAUCGAACGGAGUUCAAUGGCAACCCUAUUAGUUAGCUGUGAUAACUCACAAGUAUUUUUCAUUGCUGAUGAUGGUCAAGUAACAUCGCCAUCAGAGAAAUCAAAUGUUAAAAUCUUUAUGCUCGAAGGUACAAAUUCAGAGAGCCCACAACGGUAUUUCCUCUGUAUUGAAGAUAUUUAUUAUCCCCUUGUUGCCAAUAGUUCGCCGUGUCUUCGAACUGAGUAUGGGGCAUUUGUGUUUCCUGAUAUUGAAAACAGAAACUCAGCUAUUGGUGUAUUAGUUCCUCCGGAACAUUUGGAACUUUUCACAGAUGUAUUAGAAAGUGUACUUAAAAAAUCAUUGAGAAAACAGUCUGGAGAGGCCAGAGAAAAAGGUCACAAAAUUUCAGCUCACAUUGUUAAAGGAGCUACAUUUUUAUCAAAUGGAUUAGUGAAGGGUGCUGAAAAAACAUCAAAUUUUAUGAACAACUCUACUCCUGGUUUAUUAAACUAUAUUAACCCUUCUCAAAAUGAUACACAUGUUUGCACUUCCAUGAAAAAAGGAGUUAAAGUUGCUAAAAACGUGACGUCUACUGCUGCUGAUGUAACGUGCUUUGUUGCUGGAAAAAUAGGUACAGCAUCAUGUGCUGUUGGAAAAUUCCUUGCUCCACAUGUUCAUAAGGGCGGAACUAAGAUCUUGACAGGUGUUACUAAUAUGGACAAAAAUGAAGCUUCUGAAAAAAUGACAAAUGUAUUUGAUAUAGCAGCAGGUGCCAUUGAAGGUUUUAGCAUAGUUUAUGAUGGACUUGAAAAAUCUGGGAUGAUUCUGGGUAGCAGUAUUUCAAACAAUACAGUACUUAUAGUUCAUCAUAAAUUCGGCAAUCAUGUUAGUGAAGUGACUCAAGACACAUUUGAAACAGUUGGCCAUGGAUUACGAUUCACUAGAAGCGUGAAAGAGUUUGGUCCAAAAAAUAUCAUCAAAUCUACUGUUAAAGAAACUGGUCGUGCCAUGAUGGUACCAGAUAAUGAUUAAAAUAUUUUCCGUGACUUUCGCCUAACUUAUAAGUAUGAAGCCUUGUUGUGAUAAGCAUUUUUAUAGCAAAUAUAGUUUACUUCUUACAAAAAGAAUAGAUAAUUUUAAUAGGUAUAUUAUUAUAAUUGUUAUUUUUAAUGUUAUAUCUUAAACAACAAAGUUUGGGUUAAACUUGGUUAUAUAUUGCAUUUUAAUCAAAUUAGCAUAUUAUACACUAUGAAUUAAAUUAUUAAUACUUUAUAGUUUAUAAACAAUGUUAUACUGGAUUUAUAUUGUUAAAGAUAUUAUUGUUGGUUAUUGGUGUAUUAUAUUUUUAUAAAAUAAAUUUGUAUUUAUUUUUCCUUCAAA
Molecule: messenger RNA, 2174 nt
Organism: Aphis gossypii (cotton aphid)
Lineage: Eukaryota; Metazoa; Arthropoda; Insecta; Hemiptera; Aphididae
Product: protein spartin
Exons: 6
Coding region: 351-1826 (491 amino acids)
Biological process (GO): negative regulation of BMP signaling pathway; cell division
Cellular component (GO): plasma membrane
Source: RefSeq, a predicted model, not a curated record